This is a messenger RNA of Effrenium voratum, 540 nucleotides long. The record is from the annotation of a GenBank genome assembly. NCBI's taxonomy places the organism in Eukaryota, Dinophyceae, Suessiales, Symbiodiniaceae.
AUGGCUGCGCAGGAGCCGGCACCGAUGUGCGCCCGGGCGGCCGGGCUGAUGCACUGGCUCCUGAUGUUCGUCGGCAGCCUGGGCUUCCUGAACGCCGCCAGCAUGGCCUUCCAGCUGCAGCAGCAGGGCCACUGGGCUUCCUUUCGGGACGUGGCCAGCAGUGCAGGGCAGGCUUACUAUUUGGCUCUGCGUGUGUUGCUCACACCCUUCGAGGUUGGGCCUGCAGUUCCUCCAGAGCUCGGCAUCGACGCCUGGGUGUGCUUUAUGCCUGCGCUCCUCUCCUUCUUCCUGUGCGUCACGGCUUCUUUGGGCCUGCGCCUGAUGCGCGGGCCGGCGCCGGGCCUUGCCCUGGCCUACGGCCUUUGUGCUGCGGCACUGCUCGCGCUGCAGGCGCACGUUCUCCAGGAGCUUGCUGAGCUGAGCACCUGGGAGGAGCUCACGAGCGAUGCGCAGAUGCAGGACAGCUUCCAGACCUUGCACGCCGCCUUUGUCUCCACCUGGAACGAAGAGCAGUGCCAGCUGCUGCCUGCUGGAGCCUGA